GCAUAUUUAUGUACCUUUUUUUACUUUACAAAUUAACUUGAUUUACGUUUAAUGAAUUAUAUUAUAUGUAUUUUGAAAUACAAAUAAACUAUUAAAAGUGAAGGUGGAAGUUUGGUGGACGAGUUGAGUUUUUUCAGGACUGCACCAGGGGGCGCAACAACACGCAUGCUGCUACAUGGAGAAGUGUCACGGUAAUGGAGUUAAACACAGCCACUUCAACUCGGUCCAGGUGAGCUCAAAAGGGAAAUAAAGGCAAAACGUCGUCGUCAACAAAGACAAACAAGCCAACGGAAGACAACAAGGAUGGAGAGGAUGGCGCAGGCCCCCUAUUAGCCCCAACAGCCGCAAUGUCCUUGAAAAAACAACAGAUUCUGCUGGCUGAAGCAAAGAAGAAUGAAGAGGCAAUGUCAAAAACAGUUGCUGACCUGAAAGAAGAAAGGGACAGUCUUCUAAAACAAUUAGCCAAAUCAGGAAAUCCUCAGCAGGCGGUAAGAAGAUACAGAAAGAUUUUGCAGCAGUACAGGAGGGGGAAAAAUCUUCAUGCUGCCUACAAAGCCAUCAGUGUAGAUAGAAACACUGUAGUGGCCAAUGCUCCCAUUGCAGAGCUUGCUAUUGUGGCACCUCAAGAGUACAGUAAGCUGUUAGAGGGUUACUCGCGACAAGAGAAACUGCAGGUGUUUGCAAAGAAGUGCAUGGAUGCACAGUUGUUGACCACUGUGGAAAUGUACAAAAAGAAAAACAAACUUUUACCUUUAAUGAAAAGAAAAUAAGAAGGUUGUUUUUUUUUUUAUUUGCUACAACUGCCAACACUCUUGAAUUAGGAAUUAGAAGUUGUGCAUAAGAGUCAAAUUAGCACUUUCUAGGGAACAUUUGCUUUGGUAAGACCCUCUGUGUUUUGUUUUAAAAUUUUUGAAAAGAGGGAGUAAAAAUAUUUGUUACUUUGUGUUACAGAGUAAAGAACUACAGUGUGAUUAUUCAGUUGCUUUUUUUGGUUUAUUCAAUAAAGUUCUGAUUACUCUGUUA
This is a messenger RNA of Colossoma macropomum (tambaqui), 1023 nucleotides long. Its product is annotated as coiled-coil domain-containing protein 106-like. The record is from RefSeq and is a predicted model, not a curated record. Gene Ontology annotation, cellular component: nucleoplasm. The transcript has 3 exons. NCBI's taxonomy places the organism in Eukaryota, Metazoa, Chordata, Actinopteri, Characiformes, Serrasalmidae. Bases 348 to 770 code for a protein of 140 amino acids.